AACAAUAAAAACAAAUAUUAAAAGGAAAAGAAAAGAAAAAAGACGGUGAAAGGCAAAAGGAAGGAGAGCCACCCGCCACCAGCUGCCGCAGGAAGAGGGAAGGUCUGAAAAUCACGAAGAGUAAAAAGUGGGGAGAGAGUUGUGGGGAAGGGAAGAGCAAUCUCAAACCCCACCAUUCAAUCAUCCAUUAAAUUUUAGAACUUCUUACAGUAAUUUUCGUAUAUAUAAUUUGUUUGUAAUUAUCUUUGAUUAACCUUACAAACUUGUGAUUGUUUUACAAGGAAACUUCCCCUUCUUUUUCUCUCUUUUCUUCUUUCUUUCGUCUUUCCAAUCCAAACCCAUUAAAGGAAUCCACCCAAGAGAGAGAUUUUUGCCUUACCCAGAUCGACCCUUUUGAAACCCUGAUCGGAUCCGAUCGGAUCGUUUAAGAUCUGAGCAAUUUCAGAGAGUAAUAUGUCGUGUUCAUCUUCAUCUGGGUCCGAGGAUGAUGAGGGAAUCGAUUCUUACAGGAAAGGAGGGUACCAUGCUGUGAGGAUCGGCGAUCAUUUCGCCGGUGGCCGUUAUGUCGCUCAGAGAAAGCUCGGUUGGGGUCAAUUCUCCACCGUCUGGCUCGCUUAUGAUACUCGCACCUCUAAAUAUGUAUCACUUAAGAUCCAGAAAAGUGCUCCCCAAUUUGCUGAAGCUGCACUUCAUGAAAUUGAAGUUCUUUCAGCAAUUUCAGAUAGUGAUCCAUCAAGCUCCAAGUGCAUUGUACAACUGAUUGAUCAUUUUAAGCAUGCAGGGCCAAACGGGCAACAUCUGUGUAUGGUUCUUGAAUUUCUCGGUGAUAGCUUACUUCGGUUGAUCAAGUAUAACCGUUAUAGAGUUCUUGAGUUGAAUAAAGUCAGGGAGAUCUGCAAAUGUAUUUUGGUUGCUCUGGACUAUUUGCACAGAGAACUUGGCAUUAUCCACACUGAUCUGAAACCUGAAAAUAUUCUUCUAUUUUCCACCAUUGAUGCUACCAAAGAUCCUGUGAGGUCUGGACAGGCCCCCAUUCUUGAAAGGCCUGAGGGGAACCCAAAUGGUGGAGCAACCAUGAAUCUUAUUGAGAAGAAAUUGAAAAGAAGAGCAAGAAGAGCAGUUUCUAGGAUCUCCGAAAGAAGAGGUUCUAUGGGAGGAGCAACCCCAAAGCCUGAAGAGAGAAAACUGGAUGGUAUUGAUCUGAGGUGCAAGAUUGUAGAUUUUGGUAACGCAUGUUGGGCAGAUAAGCAGUUUAUGGAAGAAAUCCAAACAAGACAGUACAGAGCUCCUGAAGUCAUACUGCAGUCUGGAUAUUCCUACUCAGUUGACAUGUGGUCAUUUGGUUGCAUUGCUUUUGAACUCGCCACAGGCGACAUGAUGUUUACCCCAAAAGGAGGACAAGACUAUAGCGAGGAUGAGGAUCAUCUUGCAUUGAUGAUGGAACUCCUUGGGAAGAUGCCUAGAAAAAUUGCGAUAGGAGGAGCUCGAUCAAAAGACUACUUUGACAGGCAUGGGGACCUAAAAAGGAUUCGGAGGCUGAAAUUCUGGUCUCUCGAUCGACUGCUGGUUGAGAAAUAUAAAUUUUCAGAAGCUGAUGCUCAAGCUUUUGCUGAGUUUCUCUGUCUCAUUCUCGAUUUCGCACCAGAGAAGCGACCAACUGCUCAGCAAUGCCUUCAGCAUCCUUGGCUCAAUCCUAGGAGCUUACCUCAAAGCGAAGUGAAGAAUAAAUCAGAGGUUGAAAAGGUGAAUGUUGGUAUGAGCAAACUCCAGAUUAGAGUGGGAAAGUGAAGAAGACUGGAUAGCCGGCGCCAUUCAACUGCGGAGGAACACUAUUUUCAGGUUCUUUCCUUUGUCUGACCGUCGACUGUAAUUUUCAUAUGAUUACAGGUCCAUUUUUUUGUUGUUUUUAAAUGAUUUGAUUUUUUAUUAACUAAUAUAGCAUGUAAAAAUUAGUAUUGUUUCUCCAAGACAUUGACAUAAGUGAGUGAAAUAUUGACUACGGAUAUAGAAACUGUUGGUGGGAUCAAGGAUGUGCUCUAAAGCACCCAAUAGAUCACUACUGAUAUAUAUAUAUAUAUAUAUUUUCUACAUGC
This is a messenger RNA of Benincasa hispida (wax gourd), 2093 nucleotides long. RefSeq lists its product as uncharacterized. NCBI's taxonomy places the organism in Eukaryota, Viridiplantae, Streptophyta, Magnoliopsida, Cucurbitales, Cucurbitaceae. Gene Ontology annotation, molecular function: ATP binding; protein serine/threonine kinase activity. Gene Ontology annotation, biological process: regulation of mRNA processing; peptidyl-serine phosphorylation; spliceosomal complex assembly. The record is from RefSeq and is a predicted model, not a curated record.